CUUAACAGAGCUCUUCGUCUUCCUUCUCUUUUCUCCAGAAGCACCACUACUCUUUGUUUCUCACAUUUCUUGUUUUUUCGUUUAUUGUAUACAAAUGGCAAUAGCUUUAAACAUGAAUGGUUACAUGGACGAGUUCACGAAAGCUCUUGAACCAUUCAUGAAGGUAAGUUCACCUUCUUCUCCCUCCUCUUCAUCAACCCCAAAAACCUUCACUCCUCCUUUUGACUUCAUCCCCAAUAAUAACCAAGCCUUGCUGGUAUCUAACCAACCCGGUCCGAUUGGGCUAAACCAGCUCACUUCAGCUCAAAUCCUCCAAAUUCAGACCGAGUUACAUCUCCGACACAACCACCAAUCUCGUCGUCGAAGUGGUCAUCUUCUCACCGCUAAACCAACCCCAAUGAAGAAAACCGACGUCGUAACCAAACCGGUUAAGCUAUACAGAGGCGUGAGGCAAAGGCAAUGGGGCAAAUGGGUUGCUGAGAUUCGUCUACCUAAAAACCGAACCCGGUUAUGGCUCGGUACGUUCGAAACUGCUGAACAAGCUGCAUUAGCUUACGAUCAAGCUGCUCAUAAGAUCAGAGGAGACAACGCUCGUCUCAACUUCCCCAUCGUUGCUCUUCGAGGAGACUACAAACAGACGUUGUCUCCGUCUAUCAGCGCAAAGAUCGAAACAGUCUGCAAGAGCUCUGAUCUUACUCUGCCUCAGCUUCAGAAACAGGCCAAAACAGAGGACGUGUUCUCUGGUUUCCAUUACACGGGUUAUAAACCGGAGCAAGAACCGGAUUUUGUAUCCGGGUGCUCGGGAACUUCUCCUGAGUCGGAUGUAACGUUGUUGGAUUUCUCAAGCGAGUAUAUGAAAGAGGGUGAGAGUUUCUUGAUGGGUUUGAACAAGUAUCCUUCUUUGGAGAUUGAUUGGGACGCUCUAGAGAAACUCUUCUGAAUCCAUUUGAUCUACUAGUCUUGUUUUAAUGGGCCGUUUAUUGGGCUAUGUUUAUUUUAAGAGCCCAAUAUCUGUAAAUUAAAAUCAGAUCCAAUAAUUUUUGGACUUCUUUUUUUUUUAAA
Molecule: messenger RNA, 1062 nt
Organism: Capsella rubella
Lineage: Eukaryota; Viridiplantae; Streptophyta; Magnoliopsida; Brassicales; Brassicaceae
Product: ethylene-responsive transcription factor ERF057
Exons: 1
Coding region: 95-940 (281 amino acids)
Biological process (GO): regulation of DNA-templated transcription
Molecular function (GO): DNA-binding transcription factor activity; DNA binding
Source: RefSeq, a predicted model, not a curated record